Numida meleagris (helmeted guineafowl) is the source of this 5160-nucleotide messenger RNA. It is a transcript of the gene GID8, whose product is annotated as GID complex subunit 8 homolog. Gene Ontology annotation, molecular function: protein binding. The record is from RefSeq and is a predicted model, not a curated record. NCBI's taxonomy places the organism in Eukaryota, Metazoa, Chordata, Aves, Galliformes, Numididae. Gene Ontology annotation, biological process: proteasome-mediated ubiquitin-dependent protein catabolic process; positive regulation of canonical Wnt signaling pathway. Gene Ontology annotation, cellular component: nucleus; cytoplasm. Bases 812 to 1498 code for a protein of 228 amino acids. The transcript is spliced from 5 exons.
UGGAUCUAGUUGUGGCAAAUUUAUUAAUUCUCAGCAGCCAAUACAAAUUUUCUUAGAGACUGUAAAUCAGCCACUACAGUUCAGAGUCCAGCAUAGCAACUGAAGUGGAAGUUGGAGGAACUUUACAUGAAUACACCAGGCUGUGGUCUAUAGUCACCUACUGGUGGUGACUUUCCACAGAUGCUUUGGUUGUUGCCACCUCUUCCAGGGGCUGCAGAAUGCAAGUUGGAGUCCAUGUCCCAGAGUAGGCCAGCGCUGUCACCCGAGGUAUUAAAAUAUCAAGGAGGAACAGGAAAUAGGGAGCAGCGGGCCCUGCAGCUGGGACAGGCAGCAUGAUGGAGUCAAGAGGCCCUGUCUGUCAGGUGGGAGCCAAAGAGGGGAGACAAGGAAGAGACAAGACCUGCCCCCCAGCCCUGCUUCCCGCAGCCUUGCUACCUCUAGCGCCACUCGCCCUAGCCCACGCCAGCUACCAGAGGCGACAGGGCGGCCAUCUUGCCGCCUGGCCUCAACCGCUCUGACUCUAUGGUACACUCGGCGGGCCCAGCCUCAAUCUCAACGAUACUGAGGCGCCGACCGCCUCGGGUCUUCUCCAUGGUACCAGCGCCCCACUGGAUACGUGUGUAUAUACAUGGUGUACACUCUGUCCCGCGGCCCACCUCUAUGGUUGCGUUUUCUCGCUUCUCUCCGGGCGCUGAUUGGCCGAGAGAGCAGUUCUCGCGAGAUCGGCGUGCCAGCGGCCUGGCAGAGGCGGCGGAGAAGCCCGCGUUCGUGCGUUGGAGCCGGUACCGCAGCGCGCUCGUAAGAGACCAGGAUGAGUUAUGCAGAAAAACCUGAUGAAAUCACAAAAGAUGAAUGGAUGGAGAAACUUAAUAACUUGCAUAUUCAGAGAGCAGACAUGAACCGCCUUAUCAUGAACUACCUUGUUACAGAGGGCUUUAAAGAAGCAGCAGAGAAAUUUCGAAUGGAGUCUGGAAUUGAACCCAGCGUUGAUUUAGAGACUCUCGAUGAAAGAAUAAAAAUCAGAGAAAUGAUACUGAAAGGACAGAUUCAAGAAGCCAUUUCAUUAAUAAACAGCCUCCAUCCAGAAUUGUUAGAUACGAACAGAUAUCUUUACUUUCAUUUGCAGCAGCAGCAUUUGAUUGAACUGAUUCGGCAGCGUGAGACAGAAGCAGCUCUGGAAUUUGCUCAGACCCAAUUAGCAGAACAAGGCGAGGAGAGCCGGGAAUGCCUGACAGAAAUGGAGCGCACGCUGGCUUUGCUUGCCUUCGAUAAUCCUGAAGAAUCACCAUUUGGAGACUUGCUUAACAUGAUGCAGCGACAGAAGGUAUGGAGUGAGGUAAAUCAAGCUGUUCUAGACUAUGAAAAUCGUGAAUCAACACCCAAGUUGGCAAAAUUACUGAAACUACUACUGUGGGCUCAGAAUGAGCUAGACCAGAAGAAAGUGAAAUACCCCAAAAUGACAGACCUCAGCAAGGGGACAAUUGAAGAACCCAAGUAAAAUGUGUGCAGAUGGACAUCAAACAAUCAUAGUACUGCACAGUAUACAUUUAUAUCAGUCUGUGACUGAAAUAUUUUUACUACAGUACAGCACUCAAUUCAGAUUUUUCAAUGAACACCUAAUUUGAAGGGAGAAAAGUCCCUUUUGAAUGCUGCAAAAACUGCAUUGAAAGGCGCUGUAUCUCUUUGAAAGUCUGACUUAGGCUAUGCACUAUAAUACAUUUUUAAAAAAAAAACAAUUAAACAGGACAGGAAAAAUCACAUUUUUAAAAGUACAGAACUCAAGCUUUCUAAUUGGCUACUGAUGCUUAGUUGAGUGGUCAGUGAGUUAAUAUGGAGUUACAUUGGCAACUAUUCAGUUAAGUUUAACUGUCUCCUGUUUGAAAUGUGUAUAUAGAACAGUGAAUAUUUUCUACCUUUAAGUUAUAGCAAGAUAUACAUUCCCCUUAAGAGUAACUGGUCAUGUUUUCAUCUAUAAACUUUGCAGUAAGGUCAACCUUUUGCCUAGGAAAUAGUGUACAAACUUGUAAAUCUUAAUUUAAGAACUUUUUUUCCUUGUUUCUGACUUUUUGGUGCUUUAUAUGGUGAGAGCUAUGUUCAUAAUGGAUCAGUGACCCAUCUUUUUUCACAAGAAGUAUUGUUGGAAAUAAGUUUUUUCUUAAUUUUCAUGAAUGACCAAAAUGGCCCUCAGAGGCAUUUGAGAGUUUUUCUUAAUGGGGACCUUUCCCCUCCGUAUUGAAUUUGCAGCUGCAGACACUGCAGUGAUUCCAGCAGGCUAGCAGAGCUUUGAGGGCCACUGGAUUUUUGUAAGCUGAAAAACACACUUGUGGUAGGAAAUGAAUUGGGGGAGAGAUACUUUUGGAAGCCUCUGAUGUAUCUUCUUGUGCAGGAUCUGCCUUUACUCUUGUUGAAUAAGAAUCGUUGUUUUAGAGCUACUUGGGCUGUUCUUAUGCCUUGAGCUGAGCAGAGCAGGGCUGUCUUUAAAGACUGAAGUUUCAGUUUUUUUCGAUUCUUCCAUACCUUUCUGAAGAGAUGCAGUUCAUCUUCACCUGUAUUACUUUGUUUACUGACUGUCCUCACUCCAGUUAGGAUUCGAAUUUUAAUGUUUUACAUGUGAAGUCCAGACUUUCAAGUCAACAAAUUGUAAUCUUGUGGGUAUGGGAUGUUCAGGUCAACUUAAUUUUGCAGCACUGUUCACUGGUAAAUAUCCAGUGGUAGUAAGCACUAAUCUUGCCAAAUCAAUCUCUAGGUUUUUAGGUCUGUAUAUCAAGUUAUUAACGAUUUGUUGAACAAAGACCGAUCUGGUGGGUGAAGUAGCUUAACAUCACGAUGCACUGGCAGUUGUCAUACCAGUCCCAUACUGUACAUAACCUAGUCUUGUAUGGUAGAUAUUACCCUGUAGAAUGAAACUUAGUUUUCACUUAAUUUUACUGGAAUACUUACGCAUUAAACUGUAUAAAGCUUUGCAGAUACACCUGACUUAUGGAAACUAAAAAAAAAAAAAAAAAAAAAAAAAAAAACCUGUUACUGAUUGCGUUACUGUGAACACUGUUUACUUGUGUAGCUAUUUUUUUGUGAGGGGAAUCCAUUGUUUGUUAAGCAGCUAUUAGAGAUGCAGAGCACUAAGUUUAAGCUAGAUGAUGGGUAUAACAAAAUGAGUUGUCCUCAUUUAUUAUUGAUAGUUUUGUUCUGCACUUUUAAGGCAUUUGUGGCAUGGAGGUCUCGAAGUUUAUACGUAACAAGCAAGCUAUCAGUUGCCCCCAACUACAGCGGUGGUCUGGCUGUCCUUCACCCAGACUGGUUAUUUUAACACUGAAAUUUUAACAGUUGUGUUCUUUUUUCCUUUUUUUUUUUUUUUUUCCCCCAUUCGGUUGAUGUCUGAAAACCAUGUAUAACUUUUAGUUUGUGAGAAACUAUGUGGUUAAUGUAACUUUGUUUAAUAAGAAACUGCAGAAACAAAACUGGAAUAGCUCUAAUUUCUUCAUAUGUAACUGAUCAGCUUUUCCUCUGUUCUGAUGCUUACGUACUAAAUCUCAUCUAAAGCUUCUCCCAGAUGAAGUGGAAAGUGGUGCGGUUUUGUGGCAUGACUAGCAUUUUUCUCCAUGAGAAAUGCAGCAUUACAGUCCUGGUUGAGAAGUUCACUGUACUUCUGGAACGCUUAGUUAAUUUCACAUAGUGUUUGGGCAAAGAGUGAGCAUAGAUUACUUGAAUUUUCACUAGCUUGUUUUUUUUUUCCAUUAAAAAAAUAAACAUGUUUUUUAAGGGGUUUAAUAUAAAGUUAGUACAGAACUAUUUCACUUUGUUUUUAUGAACAUGCCACAUUGAUAAGCAGCUUUAAUCUGUAAAGUUUUUUGGUAACUGCAAGAAAAUAUUCGAAAGCUAUGCAUUUUAGAGAAAGCAUAAAGGUAGUCAUAAUGGUACUUCUAAGGAUCUUUAUAUUAGUGUAUAUAAAAUAGUUUGCAUAUACAAAUAUAAUAUAUAAUCUGUUUGAAAUAUUCUUGAAUGGUAGGGGCUGUGAAACAUUAUAAUUUAUGGAAAUAUUGUACACAGUAAACAGACCUCUGUCAGUACACGAAUGGACUUUUGUCAUAUGCAUGAGAAAUGUCUUAUUUGGUGACUACUAAUGAAUGGGAUUUUGUUAACCCAUUUUUGUUAGAUAACCACUUUAACAAAUAUUAUUAAAUGCCACUUUGAACAGUUUGCUUUAGUGUUAAAAUACAUAUUUUUUCCACUUAAUUUAGAAUAAUAUGAGAGUAACUUUUGUAUGAAGAUUUGUUCCAAACUCAACGGUGGCAAACAAAUGUGGUACACUACACUCAUUCUUCCUUCAACCUUUCUUUUGCUGAAAGCAAAUAAGAUUAUUUUCUUUUCAUUAAUGUUAUGAACAUAGAGAAGUUGAGUUGUAAAAUAUCUUCUCUUACAUGCCUCUGCCAAAAGACUUUGUAUGAAAUGUGUUUUGAUUAGGCUACAAAUCUCAUAAUCUCAUUCCUGCUCCAAAAUCUAUCAUCUCCUUAACAGCUGUCUCCUGGCUGUUACCAUGUUUCGUUUCUGCCUGUCAAAUCUAAGCUAAACUGGUUGCUUCUGUUGUACAAUGGAGUCAUUUGUGAAGGGUUAGGGAUAAUGAGUUUCCAUGAAGAUGAAAUACUAGCAGUACUUUUUGAGAAAAAGUUACUGAACUGUUUAAUUUAUGUAGCUGGAAAACCAGAGGCUGCUGCGCAGAAAGUAACAGCAGAAUUUAAAGUAAAGCAUUUCCUCUCAAGACCUUUGAAGAGGCAAACACGCAGAGCUUGAAACCAGGAGAAGUACCUCUCUCAAUCUUGAGAUGAUUUCAUUGAAACACUUUCUGCUCCUUCCACCUGCAUUAAAAGGAACAUUGAGAUGAAUGUGGAGAGCACUUAUGUAGCAUUAAAAAUGUGUGAAGUUACCUGGAAAUAAUUCUGUCUCCUUUCCACUCCUUGUACAUAUAGGUGAAGCCAUUGCAUUAUUCUAGGAUGAUUUUAUUGUUUUUAAUUUAUAAAAUCGAUGCUUUGUAUGCUUGAGUCUAAGCUUAAAAGCAUUACUUACAAAAAAUCCUUGACUAGUAGAUGAGUGUUGCUCAACUUACUUCAAACCAUUUUCUGUCCAAGUUCAUCAUGAAGCUUAUUAAAUUGAGUUGGAGCGUGA